Molecule: messenger RNA, 2104 nt
Organism: Chaetura pelagica (chimney swift)
Lineage: Eukaryota; Metazoa; Chordata; Aves; Apodiformes; Apodidae
Gene: MCCC1
Product: methylcrotonoyl-CoA carboxylase 1 (alpha)
Exons: 19
Coding region: 1-2076 (691 amino acids)
Cellular component (GO): mitochondrion
Molecular function (GO): metal ion binding; methylcrotonoyl-CoA carboxylase activity; ATP binding
Source: RefSeq, a predicted model, not a curated record
AUGGAGCCAAGUGCAAAGAUUUGUGAAAUGGGCCUCAACAGAGGUCACAGCAUCGGGAAGGUCCUCAUCGCCAACCGAGGAGAGAUCGCGUGCAGAGUGAUGCGAACAGCAAAGAAAAUGGGUGUGAAGUCUGUAGCAGUUUAUAGUGAAGCAGACAGGAAUUCCAUGCAUGUAGCAAUGGCAGAUGAAGCAUAUUGCAUUGGUCCAGCACCCUCACAGCAGAGUUACUUGGCCAUGGAGAAAAUAAUGCAAGUGGCCAAGGUCUCAGCAGCACAGGCUAUUCAUCCAGGUUAUGGUUUCCUCUCAGAAAACACAGAGUUUGCAGAGUUGUGCAAGCAAGAGGGAAUCAUCUUCAUAGGUCCACCUUCAUCUGCUAUCAGAGAUAUGGGUAUUAAGAGCACUUCCAAAGCUAUAAUGUCUGCUGCUGGCGUUCCUGUUGUUGAAGGUUAUCAUGGAGAAGAUCAAUCGGAUGAAUGUCUAAAGGAACAUGCCAAGAGAAUAGGAUAUCCAGUAAUGAUUAAAGCUGUUCGUGGAGGUGGAGGAAAGGGCAUGAGAAUUGCUCACUCAGAAAAGGAAUUUCUGGACCAACUAGAAUCAGCUAGGAGAGAAGCCAAGAAGUCUUUCAAUGAUGAUGCAAUGCUGAUUGAGAAAUUUGUGGAUAAUCCAAGGCAUGUUGAAGUCCAAGUAUUUGGUGACCAGCAUGGCAAUGCAGUCUAUUUGUUUGAAAGAGACUGCAGUGUGCAAAGAAGACAUCAGAAGAUCAUUGAAGAGGCACCAGGGCCAGGAAUUAAUCCUGAAGUUCGAAAGAGACUUGGAGAAGCUGCUGUCAAAGCAGCUAAAGCAGUGAAUUAUGUGGGAGCAGGAACAGUGGAAUUUAUUAUGGACUCCCAACAUAAUUUUUACUUCAUGGAGAUGAAUACCAGACUUCAAGUAGAGCACCCAGUUACAGAGAUGAUCACUGGGACAGACCUGGUGGAAUGGCAGCUUAGGGUUGCAGCAGGAGAGAAGAUUCCCCUAAUGCAGGAAGAGAUUCUGCUCCGGGGCCAUGCAUUUGAAGCUAGAAUAUAUGCUGAAGACCCCAAUAAUAACUUCAUGCCAGGGGCUGGCCCGUUGUUGCACUUAUCCACCCCACCACCUGACAGUUUCACCAGGAUAGAAACUGGAGUCAGACAAGGUGAUGAGGUUUCUGUUCAUUAUGAUCCCAUGAUUGCAAAGCUCGUUGUGUGGGCUGAGGAUCGUCCAGCAGCCCUGAGAAAGCUGCGGUACAGUUUGCAUCAAUAUAAUAUUGUAGGAUUAAGCACUAAUAUUGAUUUCUUACUGAGACUGUCAGGACACCCGCAGUUUGAGGCUGGAAACGUGCACACUGAUUUCAUUCCUCAACACUAUGAUGAACUAUUUCCAACAAAAAAGGCAACUCCACAUGAAGUUAUGUGUCAGGCAGCUCUAGGGCUCAUACUGAAAGAGAAAAUGCUAACAGAUGCUUUUAGAGAUCAGUCAGAUGAUAAAUUCUCACCAUUUGCAUCGAGUACUGGUAGAAGACUAAAUAUAUGCUAUACUAGAAAACUGUCUCUGCUGGAUGGGGAAAACAUUGUGGAUGUUGCUGUAAGUUACAAUCAGGAGGGGUCAUACACCAUGCAGAUUCAGGAUAAAACAUUCCUGACUUCUGGAGAGAUCAUCAAUGAGGAUGAUUCAGUUUACUUGAGGUCUUCAGUAAAUGGAACAGUGUGUAAGGCCAAAUUGGUCAUUUUGGACAAUACCAUUUAUCUCUUCUUUCCGGAAGGCAGAGCUCAGAUUGGCCUUCCUGUACCCAAGUUCUUGUCUGCAGUGAGUUCAGUGGGAGUGCAGAGUGGUGCCAUAGCACCCAUGACAGGCACAGUUGAAAAGGUGUUUGUGAAAGCAGGGGAUAAGGUUCAGACUGGAGACCCUCUAAUGGUUAUGAUAGCUAUGAAAAUGGAGCAUACCAUCAGGGCUCCAAAAUCAGGAGUGAUUAAAAAGGUUAAUUUCCAAGAAGGUGCCCAGGCCAAUAGACAUGCUGCACUUGUUGAAUUUGUGGAGGAAGAGGAUGAGUCAAAAUAAAGUCCAAGGAAGGGUUUUAAGCAGCUGU